GUCUCUGUCGAACAACGUCUUGGCGGGUUCGAUUCCCAAUGGCAUCUCCAUGCUUUCUUGGCUCACUUAUCUGGAUCUCGCAUCCAAUUCCCUCAGUGGCAACAUAUUCAGUGACUUUGAAUUGCUUGAUCGCCUCAACUAUCUAAACCUUUCUGAUAAUGAUCUCAGCGGUGAGAUUCCAGCUGAGAUUGGAGGCUUCACUUUAUUGAAGUACUUUGACGUCUCUGGCACCAACCUCGUAUGCCCACCUGACUACUCCGCCUGUGGCACAACACAAUCUCCCAACGCAGCCUUUUGUGGCACAUGUCAAUCCUUCUGCAAGACUUGCUACCAAUCUGCAGGAGGUGCGGGUACAGUGUCAUUGGGCGCCAUCAUUGGCAUUGUUGUUGCCGCUAUGGUCAUUCUCCUACUUCUUGGUGCAGCUCUGCUUUACUUCACACACAAAAUCAAGCUGAAACCACAAG
Molecule: messenger RNA, 464 nt
Organism: Closterium sp. NIES-65
Lineage: Eukaryota; Viridiplantae; Streptophyta; Zygnematophyceae; Desmidiales; Closteriaceae
Source: the annotation of a GenBank genome assembly